UGAAUGGAGUGAAUGUGCUGCUGCUGUGUGUUUCUGGUAGUAUCAGUCAGUCAACCCACUGGAUCUGGAGUGUGUCGGCCCAGCACAGCCAGCACUUAUCCUGCUUGAGUGGAUUUAGCUGACCUGCCUGCCUGCCGCACUCUCCUUGUCAAAGGCAGACCGCUCUGCCAGAGCCUGCUGUGCCUGUGUGUAGGAGAACCAGGGGAGUGUAUGUGUUACAGACCACUGCAUUUAGCAACUCGUUCUUUGGACAUCAUGAACUGAAUCCACUGCUUUCUGUAACUUCCAGAGGAGCUGGAUGUACAUGAUUUGGACCUGGCCUCUGAACUUGUUUUGUCCGCAUGUGGCUUAGCAGCCUGUGGGUCUCUGCGCUGUCACAGCCGCCCCCAGCCCUACCUAGGGUGUUAGGAUCGACUAGGGACAAGAGAGUUUGAGUUUUUGAACACAACCUUUUGCUUCCUCAUGGCAUGCUGCCUGAAGUCCCACCACCAUGGAAGCUUGACCCUGAGCUCUCACCCAGAUGAUGACGUUGACCACCUGCACAACACGACGGGGGGAGAUGGGGACGGCACCCCUAUCCCAUGCAAGGGCAAGGGCAAGUUCUCUACCCUUGGCAAGAUCUUCAAACCAUGGAAGUGGAGGAAAAAGAAAAGCAGCGAGAAGUUUACGGAAACUUCAGAAGUUCUGGAGAGAAAGAUGUCGAUGAGGCGACCGAGGCAGGAGCUUAUAGAACAGGGAGUGCUGAAGGAGCUCCCGGAGAAUGAAGGGGACGAUCCUCACAGCCCCAAACAGCCCUACGUGAAGAAUGGCCACACCCUGCCCAUGGGUGGAGGUGGUGGAGGGGGCAGAGUGCAGGAGAACCAGACAAGACCCACCUCAGACUCUGGGAUGAACCCAUCAGACUUGAAGAUUAACCCAGCCUGGCUGCCACAGCCAGAGGACCGCCGGGUCCGCUUCCCCUCGGAAGGAGACCGCCAUGGGGACCAGGGUGGCCCCAGAGGCUCUGGACAGCAGGAGGAUGGCCGGCGAGGAGGGGGAGGAGGACGAUCCCAGGGGGAGGGGGAGGGGGAGUGGAAGUCUAACAUGGCCUGGCAGGGCCAGGGGAUGGGCCAGGCGCAGGGGAUGGGACAGGAGCAGGGGGAGGAGGGGAGACGCGGGGGCAGACUCCACUCUUCUGACGGAGACAAGCGGCCGGGCCUGCAGAAGGCACCAUCAGAGGAUGGUAGGAAGAGUCGCCCCGCUGAGACAGCAUGGAAGCCCACCCUCCCCCGGCACGCAUCCGCAGAGGAGGGAAGGGCCCGUAGAGAAACGGAUAGCCAUUUUGUUCCUGACCCAGAUUCGCUGCGGGACACUCUCCGAGAGCCGCUGCCGCCCAAACAGUCUGUUAUGCCCCCCAAGUGGCUGAUGAGCUCCACCCCCGAGCCCGGCAAUGAAGGGUCACCCUCACCCCGCACCCCAUCCAACCACCCUGCAACCACGUACUCUUCACCCCGCACCCCAUCCAACCACCCUGCAACCACGUACUCUUCCUCCUCCUCUUCUUCCUCUGCAGUUGCAAAGCCUGCCCGAAAUGUCUCCUCUGCAGGCGCCAACCCCCAAUCUUCAGCAAUAGUGUCCCUUGUGCCAUCCUCCACCCCCCAGGCGACCAAGCAGCCUCCCCUCCCCCCGCCCAAGCCUGUCAACAGGGGCGGCAACGCGGCCAUGUUGGCCUCCACUCUACAUGGGGGUGAGAACCAGAAUGACUCCCAGCUGCCCCUCUACUGGUCCUGCUGGAAACGCGAGGGAGACUAUGACGUCUACCUGUCCCUCCCUGUCUACCUGUGCCGGCGGGAUGGCAGAGGCCUGCGGUCAGGCGACCUCACCCAGGCCGGUACCAGCCUUGUGUCAACUAAGCCCUCCCCACCGAUGCCCCCCAAGAGGACCACCCCUGUCACAAAGCGCAACCAGGAGGACCCCUCUGUGUCCACUCAGUCUGUCUCCUCCCCCUCCCUGCUUUCUCCUGAGGACCAUCAUAACCACUCAGUGGGCUUCCAGAUGCCUCCCCCGUCCCCGCCCUUACCCACACACAUCCCCCCUUCUCCCCCCCGCCAGCAUCUGCACGCGCACUACCUCCACCACCAGCAUUCCUACCAACAUCCCAUCCCCCAGCCCUUGCUCUUUGACCCUCCCAGCCCCACCAGUGAGCCCCCCCAGCGUCCGGCCCCCGUCCCCCUGCACAUCAUGAUCCAGAGGGCCCUGUCCAGCCCCGGCCCAGCCCAGCCACACCCCGAUGGCUCCCAGCGCUCAGCCCACUCCCUGCUCUUCGAGACACCGCCCGAGUACCAGGGGGACCGUGGCCGGCCCCUAGCCGUCAGCAUCCAGCCUCUGAAACUGGCUGAGGAUGACUACUCUGAGGAGGAUGAUGAAGAAGAAGAGGAGGAGGAGUACGAUGGGGAGCUCCCCCAGCCAGAGCUGGAGCCACGGAGCAGAAGGUGCAUGGUGGGAGGGCCCAGCAUCAGCGUCAUCCCCGAGGGACCCAACAGCAGUGAGGAGGAGGAAGAAGAGCAGGACCUGCAAAGGGACGACAGCGACUCGGACGGGCCAGUGCUUUAUAAGGAUGAAGAUUCAGACGAGGAUGAGGAGGAUGAGCCUCCACCCAGUGCUUUGGCCAGCAGGGUCAGAAGGAAAGACACGUUAGCUUUGAAACUGAGUAACCGAAAUGCCCCAGAGAAAGAUGCUCGGGAGGACAAGUCCAGCGGUCACACGGGAGGACGCACUCCGGGACACACACACCAAGGGUCAACAGGGCUGACGUGGCAGAGCAGGGAGCAAUGGGAGGCCAUACGCACACAAAUAGGCUCUGCACUCACAAGGCGUCUCAGCCAGAGACCCAGUGCAGAGGAGCUGGAGCAGAGAAACAUCCUUCAACCCAAGAACCAGGUAGACAGGCAGGCGGAGGUCCGAGAGAUCAAACGUAGGCUCACCAGGAAGCUGAGUCAGAGGCCCACGGUUGCUGAGCUACAGGCCAGAAAGAUCCUGCGCUUCCACGAGUAUGUGGAGGUCACCACAGCCAAUGACUACGAUCGGCGCGCGGACAAGCCCUGGACCAAGCUAACACCCGCCGACAAGGCUGCCAUUCGGAAGGAGCUCAAUGACUUUAAGAGCUCUGAAAUGGAGGUUCAUGAAGACAGUAGGAUCUAUACAAGGUUCCACCGGCCUUAGCAUCCACCCCAUACUGGAAAGCACGUACUUAACCAGCGGCCGGCAGAGUCUCUGGAGAGGAGUUGCGGGGUCUUGGUGCUCCCUAAACAGACUGCCUUUUUAUGUUGCUGAAUGUACUGUACAGAUCAUCAAGGAAGGCCCGGGAAUUGACUGAACUGAAAACAGGGGGACUGAGGACCAGAUGCAGUAUUUCUCCCGGACAGUAGGGGGAGCCAAGUGCCAACAAAGUGGAGAGGUGGCAGAGGGGCUUGACCGAUCGGGCUGACUGGGAGACACUCUGCCAAUGUGUGUUAUCCCUCAGGGACUUGGUUCCACUGACAACGACCUUUUGCCGCCUCUUUCGAUGUUGCCUUUUUUUUCUGCUUUUACUCUGUAUGGCACAGUUAACCCAUGUUGCAGAGAUGUAAAUGCAAUAACAUUACAGUAAUAAUAGUCAUAAUAAUGACGGCUACAAUAAUAAACACAGUAAUAAUAAAUGUUAGAGACUUGAAGCUGCAGAAAGAGGACGAGGAGGAAGACAACUGUGGGAUUUGCCAUUCCCAAGACUGGAAAAGCUCUGGGAUAAUUGUGUACUUGCUGUGAUUUCUUAGACUGAAACUUUGGAGAGUUCUAAUAAUGACAACUGUAAUGCAUAAUAUUUUGAUCACAUCAGAAAUUACCGCUUUUAUUUGAACCUGUUUUAUAGUGUGCAUUUGUACAUUUUAGUCAUUUAGCAGACGCUCUUAUCCAGAGCAACUUACAGGAGCAGUUAGGGUUAAGUGCCUUG
Coregonus clupeaformis (lake whitefish) is the source of this 3967-nucleotide messenger RNA. Its product is annotated as phosphatase and actin regulator 4B-like. The record is from RefSeq and is a predicted model, not a curated record. The coding region runs from base 463 to 3201 and encodes 912 amino acids. Gene Ontology annotation, biological process: actin cytoskeleton organization; neural crest cell migration. Gene Ontology annotation, molecular function: actin binding. The transcript has 14 exons. NCBI's taxonomy places the organism in Eukaryota, Metazoa, Chordata, Actinopteri, Salmoniformes, Salmonidae.